ACAUAGCAGCGCCGGCCGGCUGGAUCAGUCUCGUUUGAAAUCUCGUUGGAGAAGCAUCACCGCAGCUAACUCUUUCUCUGCGCUCCGCUCUUGUGCUCUAUACGAGUUCGAAGCUUUCUCAAGUUUUUUUUGUUCGUCGCUGUUCCAAGCGGAUUUUUACACCUCUUCUGGUCUCGGCACCCAAGUAGUGCAGAGUCGUUUUUUAUUGCCUUUUACAUCGUUAAAGUCUGCAAUCGAGACGAGCGCGACCUGCCAAGCCGUGCCCUUUACUCGAUUACGCUUUUGAUACACUGAUCCAUUACGUCGUCGUUUGUGACGAAGGCAGUCAAGACGAGCGGGAAUAAGCCCUACUCGGAACGCAAUUACCCAGAUUUGAAUUUUCCGUAAGUAAUUCGUCCUCAUCAAACUCCCCCGAGAUGGCCGGUAUCAAGGAAUGGGACUACUCCAAUCAGAAUGGACCAAGCACAUGGGUCGACAAAUUUCCAAUGGCUGCUGGCUCGCGCCAGAGUCCGGUCAACAUCGAGACCGAUCGAGUCGAAACGGAUCACGAGGCGCUGAGCAGUAAGCCUCUCCGAUGGAAGUACCCGGCGACGGCCUCCCGUGCCAUCGUCAAUCCGGGCUACUGCUGGAGGGUCGAUACCGAUGGCGAUGGAACUUAUCUGACUGGCGGACCCCUAAUGGACGAUGUUUAUAAGCUGGAACAAUAUCACUGCCACUGGGGCUGCAGCGAUUCUCGAGGAUCAGAGCACACCGUCGACGGACAAGCAUUCGCCGGCGAGCUACACCUGGUGCACUGGAAUACCACCAAGUACAAGACGUUCGCUGAAGCCGCCAGGGCUCCCGAUGGCUUAGCAGUUCUUGGCGUUUUUCUCAAGGCUGGUAAAGCUCACGAAGAACUGGAAAAAAUCGCCCGUUUGCUGCCUUAUGUGUCGCACAAGGACGACAAUCUACCAAUCAACGAGUCGAUCGAUCCCAGCAAAUUGCUUCCUGUACGGGGUGGUAGAGCUGGCAAUAGCAGUGCCAGUCAAAAUUGCAUCAACCCAUGCAUGCGCUGGGCUGGACGCAUUAUAAGGCCCGAUAACAAGUCUCGCGAUUGGCAAGAUGACAACGGCUACUGGACGUACCUUGGUUCACUGACGACGCCGCCUUGCAACGAGAGCGUCACCUGGAUCCUGUUCAAGCGCUACAUCGAGGUGUCGCAUCACCAACUCAACGUUUUUCGCAAUCUGCGCAAGUUUCCUCGUGGCGAGGAGUGUCCCUGCCAUGAGAAUCACGGUGUCGUGAUCAACAAUUUCCGUCCUCCGUUGCCACUGGGCAAUCGCGUCCUGCGCGAGUGCGGCAGCUUCUAAGGCAGAUCUGACGAGCAGAAUUUACAGCUCGGUGUGCGCACCAGCUUAAUUAUGGAGAGCACCCGAUUUAAGCAUCGAGUCCAAUUUUGAACAUCUAUGACUUGAUUAAUACUGACUAUCACGGGGGAGGUUUGAAACAACAGUUUAGUUUUUAAUGGGGGAGAGGAAAAAGCAGCGAUGAUUUUGAAAGCAACGGAGGAUUUCAGCUUCGAAUAAAGUGCCUUCUUGGCUUUUUCUUUGAAAUAUUUAUUAUAUACAUAGAUUUUAACCGCAAGUGACUUUAAUACGUAAGGUGCUACACUUUUUUUCAUAACGGAUUUACAAUGGAAAUAGGCAAAGUUGAUUAUUUGGAAUAAAAAUUUUACAUAUUGUACGUGAAUAACGUCAUCGACCCCUGAUUUAAAAAGUUUUGUAAGCGAUAUUUUUAGAUACCGAUAAGUGUGUAAGACAUUAAAAAAUCAAAAGAUCAUGUACGUUGUGAAAUUAAAGUAGCUUAAAAUCUGUUACGAAAAGUAAAUUUUCGGGUUGCAUAACAAUGAUGUAUACGCAUCAAUUUCAGAGCGGCUUUUAGUUCAUAAGUGUUUUAUGGCCUUUGAGUCUCUAUGUAAAAGUCAUGAUCAUUAGUCAUGAUUUUCCAUAAACAAUAAUUAAUCGAAUUUGAUGUCAUUAUAGUUGUUGCAACUACGGGCUUUUCAGUGUGCGUUUGUAUUCUUCGCAGUUGCUAGAUUUUUUGUCAAAAGUGUGGCAACGAAUCGUAGUAUUUUUAUAUAUUUAUUAACAGCGAUAUCAUGGCUGUUUAGAUCCUUCCAGUCAAUUUUACAAACUUAGAAAUAAUAUACAGCAAUUAUCAGGAUAACCGUUUUCAUGAAAUAGAAAUAAUUUAUAAUCGGUUUGGUGUGAUAUACACAUUAAUUCAAGAUGAAAUCUUGAUUUAAGCACUUAUUUAUUAAGUAAUCUGUGUGAAAAUGAUCAUUUAUCAUUUUAUGUUGCAAUGCUUUGAAAAUGUAGUCAAAAAUUUAUUUUAAACGGAGAAAUAUUUUACAAAUUAUGCAUACACGUUUUGAAAUGAUGUAUUAUGGAAAAAAAUUUUAUUUUCGAUACAAAUCAAAUUUAUCUAAUGGCUUUACGAUAAAAUAUCUUUCAAUUCAAAUUUAUAAAUAAAAAUAAUUGUUCGUUGUUUUUUAUUUAUAAGAUCUAUUGUAAAAAAAAAUUAGCAUAAACAACUUGUACCCUUAGAGGUAUAGAAUAGAA
This is a messenger RNA of Trichogramma pretiosum, 2600 nucleotides long. It is a transcript of the gene CAH1, whose product is annotated as carbonic anhydrase 2. Lineage: Eukaryota; Metazoa; Arthropoda; Insecta; Hymenoptera; Trichogrammatidae. The record is from RefSeq and is a predicted model, not a curated record. The coding region runs from base 417 to 1349 and encodes 310 amino acids. Gene Ontology annotation, molecular function: carbonate dehydratase activity; zinc ion binding. Gene Ontology annotation, cellular component: cytoplasm. The transcript has 7 exons.